This is a messenger RNA of Mangifera indica (mango), 1655 nucleotides long. RefSeq names its product probable transcription factor At3g04930. Gene Ontology annotation, biological process: regulation of DNA-templated transcription. The coding region runs from base 152 to 1351 and encodes 399 amino acids. Gene Ontology annotation, cellular component: nucleus. NCBI's taxonomy places the organism in Eukaryota, Viridiplantae, Streptophyta, Magnoliopsida, Sapindales, Anacardiaceae. The record is from RefSeq and is a predicted model, not a curated record. The transcript has a single exon.
ACACCAAACCUAGAUUAGACUAAGUCCAGUUCCAACACGCCAAUAACUGAAACCAAAAUCAAAAUCAGACCUCACGUGAACCUUAACCAUAACCAAGACCCAAACCAAACCAAACCAAACCAGCUUGGCUGACUUUCUCUCUCUCCUCCUAAUGGCCUCCGAGCAACACGACACCGUUUUCCCCGAAGAAGACCAAGAGCUCGAUGAGGACGAGGAAGAUUCCGACGAAGAUGAGCUCGAGGAAAACGACGACGCUUUAGUCGACGAAGAAGAUGACGAGGAAGUCCUCAAUUCCGCCCCCGUUGUCUCUUCUGUUACUCCUUCUUCUGUCUCUGUUGCCUUCCCCUCCGCUUCUGCUAUCGCCGUCCCUUCUGCCUCUGCGGUCACCGUUGCUCUCCCUCCCGGCGAUCCCGAUCCCAAACGCCAGCGUCUUGCUGAAAACGUGGUGGUUCUUGAUGAGAAGAAACCCGUGUUGUCGUUGCCUUCGCCGGUGCCUUUGCCGUUGCCGCAGCAGCUGGAUGAAUCUAGACGUCUGUUUCAACGGCUCUGGACGGACGAGGACGAGAUCGAGUUGUUGCAAGGGUUUCUGGAUUAUACUUCACAACGUGGCAGCGCGCAUCACCAUGAUACGGCUUUAUUUUACGAUCAGAUUAAGUCGAAGCUCCAGCUGGACUUUAACAAGAAUCAAUUGGUCGAGAAGCUGAGAAGAUUGAAGAAGAAGUAUAGAAAUGUUAUGAGCAAGAUCAGCUCAGGUAAGGAUUUUGCUUUCAAAACGGCUCAUGAUCAAGCUACGUUUGAAAUUUCUCGCAAGAUCUGGAGCACCACUAAUGUUAGUGUUUUAGACGAUGAAGAUGCGAAUGCCAACCAUAAUAAUCAUAUUAAUUCCAGUAAUGAAUUUAAGGGAAAUAGUACUGUUUUUGUUAGUAGUAAUAAUAAUGAGGAGAAGAAUACGCCCAAAUCUAGAAAGCGGUCAAGGGCGAAGCCUGCAGCUAAUGAAAAUGUUGUUGUGAUGAAUAAUAAUGAGAAUGUUAAUGUGAAUGGUGCUUUCAGUGGAGGUAAUAAUAAUGGGAUUGCCGCGGUGGUGGAGGAGACAGUUAGGAGUUGCUUGUCGCCUUUGUUUAAGGAGUUGUUAUGUAAUGUGAUGGGAGGAAUGGGGGGAAGAGGGAUUGGGGGGUUGCCUAUGAAUGCUGUGAUGCCCUUGGGGUUUGGUGGGAGUGUAGGAGCUGAAGUGGUGGAUGAGAAGUGGAGGAAGCAACAGAUUUUGGAAUUGGAGGUGUAUUCUAAGCGGUUGGAGUUGGUGCAGGAUCAAAUUAAGAUGGCGUUGGAGGAGUUGCGGUCAACUGGAGGCUGAGAAGGUGCUUUCAGGUUCUUGGAUUUGUUUCCUGAAAUAUUUGUUGAUCACUUGUUUUGAUCAACGGUAGUUGAUAAUAGUGUAGGGGGUAGCUGUAUUUUGAGUUUAAUAAUUAUUUUGGCUUUUCUUUUCGUCUUUUCUUUUUAAUUAACAGAUCUUGAAUAAUGAUUUACAUGGAUGUCUUUGUUGACUUCUUCAUGUUCCUUCCAUAGGUGUAAAUAAUGGUUUUAUUUAUACAUAGACUGGAGCUACUAUCUUUGAUAAAGAUGUAGCCAUUAUAUAAUACAUAUGUUCACUUAUUUCA